Molecule: messenger RNA, 12174 nt
Organism: Oncorhynchus kisutch (coho salmon)
Lineage: Eukaryota; Metazoa; Chordata; Actinopteri; Salmoniformes; Salmonidae
Product: voltage-dependent L-type calcium channel subunit alpha-1D
Exons: 49
Coding region: 354-6848 (2164 amino acids)
Biological process (GO): calcium ion import across plasma membrane
Cellular component (GO): voltage-gated calcium channel complex; membrane
Molecular function (GO): high voltage-gated calcium channel activity
Source: RefSeq, a predicted model, not a curated record
GAGGGAUUAUAGCUGCUGUGAAACAGUUAUCCGGCUGCAGGUAGAUGUAGGCUAAUCCAAUAACCGGUAACCUUCCAACACAUUCUAACAAAGGCCCUGCGAAAGGCUAGCGUCCUGUCCAGGGGGUGUACCUGUUCAUCAAACUGCCUCACGCUACAUACAUUGAAACGGGAGAUAGGCUCUUGCUCCUAUGAGCAAUUCCGGCUCAUACAAACCAAGGCUCGUGCAAGGCAAUUUACUUACUACUUACUUUCUUACUGUCGUACUUUCAAUACACAUACAUUUCCUGUUGAUUCGUUGUAGAAUGUGGACACUAAACGGCGUCGAGUGGCCUCAAAGAAGAGGGAGAUGAUAUGGCGUUCACUGUCGGGGUUCGAAGACACCGGGGGGCACAAUAUGCCAGCAGCACCAGAGCCCCUCCCCCUGGUGAUAAACCGGCCCUCUGGUCAGAAAACCCCUCCCAGCCCGAGUCCUGCCCCCAGACCGGCACUAUCUCCUGGCAGGCCGAGAUCCAUGCUGCUCGUAACUCCCAGGGCGACGUCUCCCAGAGCAUGAGCGCCCGCAACUCUGUCCCUGGGGCCACGCCUGCACCGGUCGGCUCGUUGUCACAGAGGAAGAGGCAACAGUAUGCCAAGAGCAAGAAGCAGGGCGGCUCCACCAACAGCAGGCCGCCCAGGGCCCUGUUCUGCCUCACCCUCAACAAUCCCAUCCGCAGAGCCUGCAUCAGCCUUGUGGAGUGGAAACCCUUUGAUAUCUUUAUACUGCUCUCUAUUUUUGCCAACUGUGUGGCCUUAGCUGUUUACAUCCCCUUCCCUGAGGACGACUCCAACUCCACCAACCACGACCUGGAAACAGUAGAAUAUGCCUUCCUGAUCAUCUUUACGAUAGAGACCUUUCUGAAGAUCAUAGCGUAUGGUUUAGUCAUGCAUCAGAACUCCUACGUAAGGAAUGGCUGGAACAUGUUAGAUUUUGUCAUUGUCAUAGUAGGGUUGUUCAGUGUAGUUCUGGAGGUGAUAACCAAAGAGGGUGAUGCGGGGGCUCAGGGGGGUAAACCAGGAGGCUUUGACGUCAAGGCCCUCCGAGCAUUCCGUGUGCUCCGUCCCCUCCGUCUCGUCUCAGGAGUACCCAGUUUACAGGUAGUGUUGAACGCCAUCAUUAAAGCCAUGGUUCCUCUGCUCCACAUCGCUCUGCUAGUCCUCUUCGUCAUCAUCAUCUAUGCCAUCAUCGGCCUGGAACUCUUCAUCGGCAAGAUGCACGCCACUUGCUACCUGGUGGGCACCGGCAUUCUGGCAGAGGAGGAGCCUGUUCCGUGUGCAAUGUCAGGCCAUGGGCGCCAGUGCAUGAUGAAUGGGACUGUGUGUAGAGAGGGAUGGCAUGGCCCCAACGGUGGCAUCACCAACUUUGACAACUUCCUGUUUGCCAUGCUUACUGUUUUCCAGUGUAUCACCAUGGAGGGCUGGACUGAUGUCCUCUACUGGAUGAAUGAUGCCAUGGGCUUUGAGCUGCCCUGGGUUUACUUUGUCAGUCUAGUCAUCUUCGGCUCCUUCUUCGUUCUCAACCUGGUUCUGGGAGUUUUAAGCGGAGAGUUUUCCAAGGAGAGAGAAAAGGCCAAGGCUCGUGGAGACUUCCAGAAGCUGAGAGAGAAGCAGCAGCUGGAGGAGGAUCUGAAGGGCUACCUGGACUGGAUCACUCAGGCCGAGGACAUCGACCCUGAGAAUGACGAGGAGGGGGACGAGGAGGGGGGAAAACGCAUCCGCGUGACACUGGCUGACCUAACGGAGAAGAAGAAAGGGAAGUUUGGCUGGUUCAGCCAGUCCACAGAGACACAGGCAAGCAAGCCCGCCAGCGAGACAGAGUCUGUGAACACUGACAACCCCAACGGAGAGGACGAUAAGGCUAACUGCUGUGGACCACUCUGUCAGAAAAUUAUCAAAUCAAAGUACAGUCGGCGAUGGCGUCGCUGGAACCGGUUCUGCCGCAGGAAGUGUCGUGUUGCCGUGAAGUCAGUGUCUUUCUAUUGGCUGGUGAUCAUCCUGGUGUUUCUCAACACGCUCACCAUCUCGUCAGAGCACUACAACCAGCCUGACUGGCUCACGGAAGUACAGGAUGUGGCCAACAAGGUUCUGCUGGCUCUGUUUACGUGUGAGAUGCUGGUGAAGAUGUAUAGUCUGGGCCUGCAGGCCUACUUCGUGUCUCUGUUCAACCGCUUCGACUGCUUCGUGGUGUGUGGCGGCAUCGUGGAGACCAUCCUGGUGGAGCUGGCCAUCAUGUCUCCCCUGGGCAUCUCUGUGUUCCGCUGUGUCCGUCUGCUACGCAUCUUCAAGGUCACACGCCACUGGGCAUCUCUCAGUAACCUGGUGGCAUCGCUGCUCAACUCCAUGAAGUCCAUCGCCUCCCUCCUGCUCCUGCUCUUCCUCUUCAUCAUCAUCUUCUCUCUGUUGGGCAUGCAGCUCUUCGGCGGCAAGUUCAACUUCGACGAGACGAUAACUAAGAGGAGCACCUUCGACAACUUCCCCCAGGCACUACUCACAGUGUUUCAGAUCCUGACAGGCGAGGAUUGGAAUGCUGUGAUGUAUGACGGCAUCAUGGCGUACGGUGGACCCUUCUCCUCAGGCAUGGUAGUCUGCAUCUACUUCAUCAUCCUCUUUGUCUGUGGAAACUACAUCCUGCUGAACGUCUUCUUGGCCAUCGCCGUUGACAACCUGGCAGAUGCAGAGAGCCUGAACACAGCCCAAAAGGAGGAAGAGGAGGAGAAGGAGAGGAAGAAGAGUGCCAGAGAUGAUACUGAUAAGAUGGAGGAGCUGAAACCUGAGGACCAGGAUGGGGAUCUCAAGGUUCCACUGGAGGAGGAAGAGGAGAAGGAGCCGUAUCCCACUCCAGACACUCCAGUUGGUGAUGAUGACAAUGAUGAUGAUAAUCUGCCAGAGGUUCCGGUUGGGCCACGCCCUCAAAGGCUGUCAGACCUCAGCAUCAAGGAGAAGACUCCGCCCAUCCCUGAGGGCAGUGCUUUCUUCAUCUUCAGCCACACUAACCCGGUCCGGGUGGCCUGCCACAAGCUGAUCAACCACCACAUCUUCACCAACCUCAUCCUGGUCUUCAUCAUGCUGAGCUCUGUGUCUCUGGCUGCUGAGGACCCCAUACGGAACUUCUCUGCACGCAACAUCAUACUUGGUUAUUUUGACUAUGCUUUCACGGCAAUCUUUACUGUUGAGAUCCUAUUGAAGAUGACAGCUUUUGGGGCUUUCCUCCAUAAAGGAGCCUUCUGCAGGAACUACUUCAACCUGCUGGACCUACUGGUGGUUGGAGUCUCUCUGGUGUCCUUUGGCAUUCAGUCAUCUGCCAUCUCUGUGGUGAAGAUCUUGCGUGUGUUGAGGGUGUUGCGGCCCCUGAGGGCCAUCAACAGAGCCAAGGGCCUCAAGCAUGUGGUCCAGUGUGUAUUUGUGGCCAUCAGGACCAUUGGCAACAUCAUGAUCGUCACCACGCUGCUACAGUUCAUGUUCGCCUGCAUAGGAGUGCAGCUAUUCAAGGGCAAGUUCUAUCGCUGCACAGACGAGGCCAAGUCCAGCCCAGAGGAAUGCAAAGGCACAUACAUCCUGUAUAAGGAUGGAGAUACAGCGUUGCCUGCAGUUAGGGAGAGGAUCUGGUACAACAGUGACUUCAACUUUGACAACGUCCUCAUGGCCAUGAUGGCUCUGUUCACCGUCUCUACAUUUGAAGGCUGGCCUGCUCUGCUGUACAAGGCCAUCGACUCCAACCGAGAGAAUAUGGGUCCCAUCUACAACUACCGCGUGGAGAUCUCCAUCUUCUUCAUCAUCUACAUCAUCAUCAUCGCCUUCUUCAUGAUGAACAUCUUUGUCGGUUUCGUCAUCGUCACCUUCCAGGAGCAGGGAGAGAAAGAGUACAAGAACUGUGAGCUGGACAAGAACCAGCGUCAGUGUGUGGAGUAUGCUCUGAAGGCUCGUCCACUGAGAAGGUACAUCCCUAAGAACCCCUACCAGUAUAAGUUCUGGUAUGUGGUCAACUCCACGGGCUUUGAGUAUGUCAUGUUCGUCCUCAUCAUCCUCAACACACUGUGUCUGGCCAUCCAGCACUAUGGCCAGUCUCACCUGUUCAACUAUGCCAUGGACAUCCUCAACAUGGUCUUCACUGGCGUAUUCACUGUGGAGAUGAUCUUUAAACUCAUCGCCUUCAAACCCAGGCACUAUUUCGCCGAUGCAUGGAACACAUUUGAUGCCUUAAUUGUUGUUGGUAGCGUCGUUGACAUUGCAAUCACAGAGAUCAAUAACACAGAGGACAGCGCUCGCAUCUCCAUCACAUUCUUCCGUCUGUUUCGAGUCAUGCGAUUGGUCAAGCUGCUCAGCAGAGGGGAGGGCAUCCGAACGCUCCUGUGGACCUUCAUUAAGUCCUUCCAGGCUCUUCCCUAUGUUGCCCUUCUGAUAGCCAUGUUAUUCUUCAUCUAUGCUGUUAUUGGAAUGCAGGUGUUUGGAAAGAUUGCCUUGGUAGACCACACACAGAUUAACCGAAACAACAACUUCCAGACCUUUCCUCAAGCUGUCCUGAUGCUCUUCAGGUGUGCUACAGGUGAGGCGUGGCAGGAGAUCAUGCUGGCAUGUCUGCCAGGGAAGCUGUGUGACUUGGAGUCAGACUACAACCCUGGAGAGGAGAAAACCUGUGGCAGUGGAUUCGCCAUCAUCUACUUCAUCAGCUUCUACAUGCUCUGCGCCUUCCUGAUCAUCAACUUGUUUGUUGCUGUCAUCAUGGAUAACUUUGACUAUCUGACGCGUGAUUGGUCCAUUCUGGGCCCUCACCACCUGGAUGAGUUUAAAAGGAUCUGGUCUGAGUACGACCCUGAGGCCAAGGGCAGGAUAAAGCAUCUGGAUGUGGUGACCUUGCUGAGACGCAUCCAGCCCCCUCUAGGCUUCGGCAAGCUGUGUCCACACAGAGUGGCCUGCAAGAGACUGGUUGCAAUGAACAUGCCCCUGAACAGUGAUGGCACGGUCAUGUUCAAUGCCACUCUGUUUGCCUUGGUGAGGACCGCUCUGAAGAUCAAAACUGAAGGCAACUUGGAACAGGCCAAUGAGGAGUUGCGAGCGGUCAUCAAGAAGAUCUGGAAGAGGACCAGCAUGAAGCUGCUGGACCAAGUGGUGCCCCCUGCAGGCGAUGACGAGGUAACCGUGGGGAAGUUCUAUGCUACCUUCCUGAUACAGGACUACUUCAGGAAAUUCAAGAAACGCAAAGAGCAAGGCCUGGUGGGAAGACACUCAUUCUCCAGCCUGAACUCCACCAUCGCCCUCCAGGCUGGCCUCCGCACACUGCAUGAUAUUGGGCCCGAAAUUCGCCGAGUCAUAUCAUGUGACCUGCAAGACGAGGGCCUUGUAGACAUGAAUGCAGAAGAAGAUGACGAGGUGUCUAGGAGGAACGGCGUGCUGUUCGCCAACCACACCAAUCACGUUAACGGGGACCAACGGGGUUCUGUCACCCAGCGGCCCCUCCAGGUCCCGCCUCCUUCCUGCCACGCAUUCGUGGAGCCCUCUCAGGUUGGCUCUGAGGAAGGGGCUGGUGACCCCCACCCCUACAACCACUACUACCCCAAAUCCCCCAUGUCCUCCAACGCCAACCUCAACAACGCCAACAUCCCCACCCUGCCCUCCCUGACCAAAGGGGGGCAGCGGUGCUGUCUCCGCCGCGAGCACUCAUCCGCUAAUGGGGCACCCUCCUCCAGCUCGCACCGCAAGAGUGUUGACUUCGACACCCUCACCACGGUCCAGUCUGCAAGGAGGCUCUACUAUGAGACCUACAUUAGGUCAGAAUCAGGGGGUGUUCUGUACCCAACCAUCCGUAGAGAGAAGCCAGGGGGAGCGGACAGUGAUGAUGACAAGGGCUCAGGGGAAUACUUCAGUGGAGAGGAGUACCAGGAGGACGACCUCAUGUUGCACAAGGACAGGAUGCCCCAUAGGGAGUUUCAAGACCUUCAAACUGACUUGGACACAAAUGCAUCGAGGGGUUACCAUCAACCGGAUAGUCUCUAUGACGACGACCAACAACCCAUUUACCAAGAUGGUGGGCGGUCGCCAAAGCGAUGGUUGUUCCCCUCUACACCCCAGGCACCCCACAGACCCUCCUUCAACUUUGAGUGUCUGCGGAGACAUAGCAGUCAGGAUGAUGACAUCCCCUUGACCCCUUCCGUUCCCCAUGGAACAGCUCUACCCCUGCAUCUGAUGCAGCAACAGGUGAUGGCAGUGGCUGGCCUGGACUCCAGCAGAGUCCAGCGUCUCUCUCCAUCACGCUCUCUACGUUCCUGGGCCACGCCCCCCACCUCCCCCAUUAGCAGGGACCACUCCCCAUACUACACCCCCCUCAUCCAGGUGGACUGGCGUGGUCCCGGCAGUGUGAGCAGCACCCCUGGCUCUGUGAGAAGAAGCUCCUGGUACACUGACGCCCCGGAAGCCCCUUUGAGCCUCACCUACUCCCCCUCACAGCUCCAGAUCCCCCCAGAGUACCGCAGGCAGUACCACCAGAAGAUAGGCAGUGCCAACAGCCUAGUAGAGGCCGUGUUGAUUUCAGAAGGACUGGGGAAAUACGCCAAGGACCCCAAAUUUGUGGCGGCGACGAAGCAUGAGAUCGCGGACGCCUGCGAGAUGACCAUCGAUGAGAUGGAGAGUGCCGCCAGCAACCUGCUGAAUGGCAGUAUGGGUAAUGGAGCGGGGGCAACCGGGGCCACGGACAAAGUGACGGCCACGAACCUCAGGGACCGUAAUCUCCAUGACUACAGUGAUGAGGAGCCGGACACAAGUGUGAAAUGUGAAGAAGAUCUGACUGAUGAGAUGAUAUGCAUCAGCACCCUAUAGCAGUCAGUCACAUAGGCUGACAUGGCACCCUAUAGCAGUCAGUUACAUAGGCUGACAUGGCACCCUAUAGCAUUCAGUUACAUAGGCUGACAUGGCACCCUAUAGCAGUCAGUCACAUAGGCUGACAUGGCACCCUAUAGCAGUCAGUCACAUAGGCUGACAUGGCACCCUAUAGCAGUCAGUCACAUAGGCUGACAUGGCACCCUAUAGCAGUCAGUCACAUAGGCUGACAUGGCACCCUAUAGCAGUCAGUCACAUAGGCUGACAUGGCACCCUAUACCGUAUGAAGUGCACUAUAUAGGGAGAGAUGUGCCUUUUGGAGUGCCUUUCUUUCUAUGGAAUGAAUAGGUGGAUGGAAACACUGCCAGCUGGAGAGAACUGGAGGGAUGGAGGGACACGCUAAGGCUCCAACUACAGUGGAGUGGAGGGACACACUAAGGAUCCAACUACAGUGGAGUGGAGGGACACGCUAAGGAUCCAACUACAGUGGAUUGGAGGGAUGGAGGGACACGCUAAGGAUCCAACUACAGAGGAGUGGAGGGACACGCUAAGGCUCCAACUACAGUGGAGUGGAGGGAUGGAGGGACACGCUAAGGAUCCAACUACAGAGGAGUGGAGGGAUGGAGGGACACGCUAAGGCUCCAACUACAGUGGAGUGGAGGGACACACUAAGGCUCCAACUACAGUGGAGUGGAGGGACACGCUAAGGCUCCAACUACAGUGGAGUGGAGGGACAUGCUAAGGCUCCAACUACAGUGGAGUGGAGGGACACACUAAGGAUCCAACUACAGUGGAGUGGAGGGAUGGAGGGACAUGCUAAGGAUCCAACUACAGUGGAGUGGAGGGACACGCUAAGGCUCCAACUACAGUGGAGUGGAGGGAUGGAGGGACACGCUAAGGCUCCAACUACAGUGGAGUGGAGGGAUGGAGGGACAUGCUAAGGAUCCAACUACAGUGGAGUGGAGGGAUGGAGGGACAUGCUAAGGAUCCAACUACAGUGGAGUGGAGGGAUGGAGGGACACGCUAAGGAUCCAACUACAGAGAACUGGAGGGAUGGAGGGACACGCUAAGGCUCCAACUACAGUGGAGUGGAGGGACACACUAAGGCUCCAACUACAGUGGAGUGGAGGGACACGCUAAGGCUCCAACUACAGUGGAGUGGAGGGACAUGCUAAGGCUCCAACUACAGUGGAGUGGAGGGACACACUAAGGAUCCAACUACAGUGGAGUGGAGGGAUGGAGGGACAUGCUAAGGGUCCAACUACAGUGGAGUGGAGGGACACGCUAAGGAUCCAACUACAGUGGAGUGGAGGGAUGGAGGGACAUGCUAAGGCUCCAACUACAGUGGAGUGGAGGGACACGCUAAGGCUCCAACUACAGUGGAGUGGAGGGACACGCUAAGGCUCCAACUACAGUGGAGUGGAGGGAUGGAGGGACACGCUAAGGCUCCAACUACAGUGGAGUGGAGGGACACGCUAAGGAUCCAACUACAGUGGAGUGGAGGGAUGGAGGGACAUGCUAAGGCUCCAACUACAGUGGAGUGGAGGGACACGCUAAGGAUCCAACUACAGUGGAGUGGAGGGAUGGAGGGACACGCUAAGGCUCCAACUACAGUGGAGUGGAGGGAUGGAGGGAGGGACAUGCUAAGGAUCCAACUACAGUGGAGGGAUGGAGGGACACGCUAAGGAUCCAACUACAGAGGAGUGGAGGGAUGGAGGGACACGCUAAGGCUCCAACUACAUUGGAGUGGAGGGACACGCUAAGGAUCCAACUACAGAGGAGUGGAGGGAUGGAGGGACACGCUAAGAAUCCAACUACAGUGGAGUGGAGGGAUGGAGGGACACGCUAAGGAUCCAACUACAGUGGAGUGGAGGGAUGGAGGGACACGCUAAGGCUCCAACUACAGUGGAGUGGAGGGACACACUAAGGCUCCAACUACAGUGGAGUGGAGGGACACGCUAAGACUCCAACUACAGUGGAGUGGAGGGACAUGCUAAGGCUCCAACUACAGUGGAGUGGAGGGACACACUAAGGAUCCAACUACAGUGGAGUGGAGGGAUGGAGGGACAUGCUAAGGGUCCAACUACAGUGGAGUGGAGGGACACGCUAAGGAUCCAACUACAGUGGAGUGGAGGGAUGGAGGGACAUGCUAAGGCUCCAACUACAGUGGAGUGGAGGGACACGCUAAGGAUCCAACUACAGUGGAGUGGAGGGAUGGAGGGACAUGCUAAGGCUCCAACUACAGUGGAGUGGAGGGACACGCUAAGGCUCCAACUACAGUGGAGUGGAGGGACACGCUAAGGCUCCAACUACAGUGGAGUGGAGGGAUGGAGGGACACGCUAAGGCUCCAACUACAGUGGAGUGGAGGGACACGCUAAGGAUCCAACUACAGUGGAGUGGAGGGAUGGAGGGACAUGCUAAGGCUCCAACUACAGUGGAGUGGAGGGACACGCUAAGGAUCCAACUACAGUGGAGUGGAGGGAUGGAGGGACACGCUAAAGCUCCAACUACAGUGGAGUGGAGGGAUGGAGGGAGGGACAUGCUAAGGAUCCAACUACAGUGGAGGGAUGGAGGGACACGCUAAGGAUCCAACUACAGAGGAGUGGAGGGAUGGAGGGACACGCUAAGGCUCCAACUACAGUGGAGUGGAGGGACACGCUAAGGAUCCAACUACAGUGGAGUGGAGGGACACGCUAAGGAUCCAACUACAGAGGAGUGGAGGGAUGGAGGGACACGCUAAGGCUACAACUACAGUGGAGUGGAGGGAUGGAGGGACAUGCUAAGGCUCCAACUACAGUGGAGUGGAGGGACACGCUAAGGAUCCAACUACAGAGGAGUGGAGGGAUGGAGGGACAUGCUAAGGCUCCAACUACAGUGGAGUGGAGGGACACGCUAAGGCUACAACUACAGUGGAGUGGAGGGAUGGAGGGACAUGCUAAGGCUCCAACUACAGUGGAGUGGAGGGACACGCUAAGGAUCCAACUACAGAGGAGUGGAGGAAUGGAGGGACAUGCUAAGGCUCCAACUACAGUGGAGUGGAGGGACACGCUAAGGAUCCAACUACAGAGGAGUGGAGGGAUGGAGGGACAUGCUAAGGCUCCAACUACAGUGGAGUGGAGGGACACGCUAAGGAUCCAACUACAGAGGAGUGGAGGGAUGGAGGGACACGCUAAGAAUCCAACUACAGUGGAGUGGAGGGAUGGAGGGACACGCUAAGGAUCCAACUACAGUGGAGUGGAGGGAUGGAGGGACACGCUAAGGAUCCAACUACAGUGGAGUGGAGGGACACGCUAAGGAUCCAACUACAGAGGAGUGGAGGGAUGGAGGGACACGCUAAGGAUCCAACUACAGUGGAGGGACACGCUAAGGAUCCAACUACAGUGGAGUGGAGGGAUGGAGGGACACACUAAGGAUCCAACUACAGUGGAGUGGAGGGAUGGAGGGACACGCUAAGGAUCCAACUACAGUGGAGUGGAGGAACACGCUAAGGAUCCAACUACAGUGGAGUGGAGGGAUGGAGGGACACGCUAAGGAUCCAACUACAGUGGAGUGGAGGGACACGCUAAGGAUCCAACUACAGUGGAGUGGAGGGAUGGAGCGACACGCUAAGAAUCCAACUACAGAGGAGUUUCACCCAACUUUCUUUCUCUCUGUCUGGCAACACCCAGUGAACCGAGAGAUAUAGGUAGGGGUUGUCCCUUAGGGGAUGCAGUAAUGCUAGGUUUGCAGUCCACUCAGGAUGAGUAGGAUUAGUGUCACCACGUCAAUGACUUCAUACAGAAAUCACAUAUCAGUGACAUCACGUUCCAAUCCUCAGGCAUAUCCCCCCUGCCUCCCAUUUGCCUUACCCUCUGCACAGAGAUACUGAGAAUAGUGAGUCAUAGGUGUAGUGGUGGCCAUUUUACAGAACACUUUUUGAAACUGUGAACAACCAACACACAAGAAAACAGUGUACUCAAAUAUCACACACUCAUUCCUGCCCAACCAAUCAAUCUUCAGGGAUGACAGGGUUCCGAUCGAUAGACACAUAUACAGGUACAGACACUAGAAGCCAUGUUGUUUUAGUGAAAGGAAAAAGCUAUUAAGUUGUAGAUAUUUUUUAAACCCUGUAAGAAAAAUAAACUAUAGAAAAGAGAUGCUUUAUAUUUGGUUAAUUAUGAAUCGUUACAGGUAUAGCAAUAUCGUCCCCAUGCCUAUGUUUUAUUUGUGAAUUAAUAUGAAAUUAUAUUUUAUAAUCUUGUCGCCUUUUUUUCCGCUAGAAUGCAUUAUGUUUAAGCAUAGCAGUUUAAGGAGGAUAAUAUUGAUGUAGAAUGACUAUGAUGUCAAAAAGAGCUGCUUUCACUGAAGUGUACGUACAGUAUGGCUGUACAGAAGGAGGGUUUACCAUUUACCAGCUUAGCUCACUGCCAAAAGAAAGAAAUAGUUUCAGGUUACAUUGAGGACAACUGUUUUUCAUUGUGUAUUGUACAGCACUGGAGCAGUUUAACUGUUUACUGUGUUACUGUGCUUCUUCUUCAACUGGUUACUGUCAUGGAAAUGGGUUCAUUUCCUGUUAACCUUUACAGUAUGUGCAAUGAAAGGGCUCCUUCAAAAAAAUAAAAAAUAAAAAUAAAAGGGAAAAUCUAUGCUUUGAAGACACAUAGCUGUGGCCAAUAAGGCUGUAUGACUAAUAUGCAUUUUCCAAACGAGUAAAGUCAAGUUCAAUAUAAACGCAUGUCAUGUCAGGGAUCUUUGUGAAAUGGCGUCACGAAAUGUAAAUUCCUUAACAAUGGAAUAUAGUGUUUACAACUACUAGGUUUUCCUCAGCAUAACUACCAUCUUUCUCUCGACACCAAACAAUUCAACACAUGAAUGAUGGCAUAGUGAUGGCAUAGUGAUGGCAUAGUGAUGGCCACUUUUAUCUAGAAGGGAUAAUACAGCUUUGGUCCAAAUGUACUUUUCAUAUAGCAGGUUAGGAGAAAUAGGUUAAGGUUAGGAAAAGCGUUAAGGUUAGCUAAAAAUAAUUUUCAAAAUUACUUUUGACGUCAAUUUGACAAAAGUUGUAUCCCAUCUAGAAAUGACCACUCAGUGAAUGUUUCGAGAGUGGGGUUCAAAUCCUGACAUAAUGGUAUGCAUGCAUGCCUUCCAGGACCGGUAAUGAUAACUACUGCACCAGAGGUUAUAUCACUGGCUCACAAUGUCUUUGAGAUGGUGAGACUAUACUUUUCCUGGGGCUAUGUACAGUUGAACUCGGAAGUUUAUAUACACUUAGGUUGGAGUCAUUAAAACUCAUUUUUCAACCAAUCCACAAAUUUCUUGUUAACAAACUAUAGUUUUGGCAAGUCG